Vollenhovia emeryi is the source of this 4566-nucleotide messenger RNA. Its product is annotated as constitutive coactivator of PPAR-gamma-like protein 1 homolog. Bases 234 to 3191 code for a protein of 985 amino acids. The record is from RefSeq and is a predicted model, not a curated record. The transcript has 15 exons. Gene Ontology annotation, cellular component: nucleus. Lineage: Eukaryota; Metazoa; Arthropoda; Insecta; Hymenoptera; Formicidae.
UUGAAACUUUUGAAAUUGGAAUUGGGUUUCUUCAUGUCUUAAAGCACUUCAAAAACGUACCGCAACGUAGGAGGGCAAAAACACACCGCUGGUCUUAAGACAGAAAAGCAACGCAAGCAACCUACAAGGAUAGUAAAAGUAUUGUGUACAUAAAAAUAAAAAGGAAAGGAAGAAAACCAGAAACAAGCUUAACGUGUCUCGUGACUGCAGUGCAAUUCGGAAAUAUUAGAAACAUGGGCAUACAAGACCUGCAAACUUUCCUGGACGGCAAUUGCGUGCAAGGUGGAUCCGUACCUGUGGACUUGUUGAAAAUAGCGCGCAUGGUCGCGCAGAAGUCGCAGCGCAACCGCGUGAUUAAGGGGCAGCAGCUACACAAUUUCGGCAAAUUGAGGCUUGUACUCGAUGGGGAGUGUUGCUUGGAUCGACUGUACGGUGGAUUCUUUUCAGAUUGGGCCUGCGGCGGACAAUGGAAUCGUAUGCUCCAGUUCCUCGCUGUUCUCAUACAAGCAAUGGAAAUGUCGGGAUUGGAGGUAGCUGUGUUCUUUAACGGAUGUUUUGAGCCCCUUCGGAGGGCGGAUUGGGUGCAACAGCAGUUGCAAGUGCGCGCUAAGGUCAACAAUGUCUUGAAACAUAUAACAACGAAAGGUACGCCGCCACCGAAAAUCUGGUGGACUCCUCCUGUAUGCUUAAGAACCAGUUUACGUAUGGCUCUCAGGCAUCUCAAUGUCACAGUUUUAUGUAGCAUGGAUGACCACCACCAAGAAGUCAUUGCUUAUUGUCGUGAGAAUAGUUACAAUGGACUGAUAGCUGACGAUGCAGAAUACGCUGCAUUCGAUCCCCCGCGCUAUUUCUCAUCCGAACAAUUGAAACUUACAUACAAAGGUUCUCUCGACACAAAAGAAUACAUGCUUUCUGAACUCACUAGAGCUCUCAACAUACCAUCUGACCGGCUGUGCAUACUGGCAGCUUUACUUGGAAAUUACAUACUGACCGAAAACGACUUGGUCGAUUUCUACAAAAGUCAUAAUAUCAGCACCAACGUGCUGAAUAAGACAAGCGUCGAGCAAAUGAUUAAGAUAAUCGCGAGCUUUGUCAGGGAACUGCCAUCCGCAGAACUGGAUGUGGUUUCGCAAAAGGUAUUCGGUUCCGUCUCCGAUCCUAGGUGUUCGAAGUUGAGACAAUCUGUUCAAUACUAUUUAAACGGAACGAAAGAGGGAUUUUUACAUUAUAAGCCUGUGAAACCAACGAAAGUUCAUAAACUGGAUUCCAAGCCGAACACACAGACUCAAUCGAACUUGUCCGACACGCCGUCAGCCUCGGAAAGUGAUUCUAAUUUGGAAACCUCGAGAUUCGCUUCUGAAACUUUGGAGAGCGAGCGCGAGAGUUUGAACGCGUACAAACAGGCGACGGCUAACGCGAAGGCGGCGCCGCAAAUUGUGAUCGAUCCACCCGGUAUUCAAGGCCAUGGGGACGCCGAUGCCAUACGUAUAGAGGAAGAGCAAAGCGACGGACAUGCCAUCAACGGUACUCACAAUCUCUUGAUAAGCUCGUCAAGUUCGAGUAGCAGCUCCUCGGCGACAUCGCCAUCUCACGCGACCGCGGAUUCCGCGAGACAACCGGAGAAAACUACCAGUAUUCCCAUCACAUCGCCAGAAGUUAUGCGUACCGCUUCGGAACGUCAUCAGAAGGGACUCAUGUCGCCGUACAUCUACCAAAUUCUCAUUGCUGGUGAAAUCAAAUUGCCGGUCCUCCUGGAAGACGAGAAUCACCGCGAAUUUCCUUCUAUUCACGUGAUUUAUAGACCAAUUCGACAAAUGGUGUACGCGAUUCUGUUUAAUCUCCAUCACCGGAUGUACCUAGCUACGAAAAGUAAAGAGAAAGGUGAUAGUGAAAAGAUCGAGAUACCGGAUGUAAUAAUAAAAGAGUGGGUAUGGUCCAAGUCCAAUCCAUAUCAGACUCCUGAGCUAGUGAAAGCGGAGCAGAUCGGUUGGGGCGUGCCUACGAUUCAACGUUUGUGGUUUGGCACAGUUAUAGAUGAUAAGCGGCGAAGACUUAGAGGUUUCCUGACUUGUAUGAGAUCGGACACGCCUCUUAUGUUGAAUACCUCAUAUGUACCGCAACAUCUGCUGGUCAUGGCCUGUGUUUUAAGAUACAUCAUGUCUUUUUCUGACAAGAUAAAAAUCUUGCGCCGUCAGGAAUUAGACGCUUUCAUCGCGCAAGCCUUUUCGCCGGAGCUUAUGAACGCGCAGUAUUUGCAGGAUCUGCAGCUUCCAUUAGUGACAUCACGCGGUGUACAGCUGGCUACCUUGUUCAUGGCUGGCGUCGAGACCGCGCUGUUAGCAAACGAUGCUUGUGGCGCGCCGAUUCCAUGGUUAAUGUGCUGUCCCUGGCUUUACUUUGACGGCAAACUGUUUCAUCAUACACUGGCCCGUGCUACCAUCGCCAAGAACUUGUUGGAACUGUGCAGCGGCCACAUUGACCGCGUUGUAAAGGUCGAGAGGAUGAGAAAAGCUAUACUUGAGGGAAUUAACGUUAUGUUUGCGCGACCACCUUUACCUGUCACGCCAGGUAUUCGUGUAUCAGUCCCCUCCAAUAUUUUGCCAGCUGGCUGUAGCAUUAACGACGGGUUAAUGCGCGGGCGUGGAAGCGGCACGUUACCGCAGCGAGGUUUAAUGCGUCGUCCAAUCCCUUCGCGUGGCGGCCAACUGGAGAUCGCUGGCGUCGUAGUUGGUCAAUGGGGCCCGAAUUACGGACAGCCUGGUCGACUACCACAACCCCUGCAGGGGCACCCCCGUGGACGAAUUCCCCCGCAGGUAACUUCUAUCGGCGGACUUAAAUACGGUCUUCCUCGUGGAUUUAAUCCGAUAAACCGACCGACGUUUCAAACACGCGGGGCUACCCGUGCUCCGAUCGCUGGACGUGGCAAGAAGACUCAAAUGAAGGUGUCCAGCAAAAAGAAAACCACUAUUAAGAAGACUAAGGAAAUUGAGAAGAAAGACAACAAGGGCCGUGGCAUCGCUGUCGAUGGAUUUACCGAUUACGAAACUCAAACCGAUAACGCUCGUGCACUACUGACGAAAGACGCACUGCCAGUACCAGGUCAGUUUGAUGACGCAGUGGAAAAUGGUAAAGGCAUGGAAAAGGGACAAGGUGAUGCACCGCUUGUCACUGCGGUUGCUACGGAAAAUUAGAUAUAAAAGGAAAACUUCUCGAAAAAUGACUGCAACUACUCCCAAAUAAUGACUCAAGACUGCUAACAAUCUACUUAUAUAUUCUGAACAAUUGUGCACCGGUAACAUUUAAGUAUUGGUCUUUGAAAUUGUUACGGAAAAGUUUUGGGUAAUUCUUAAUUAUCAAAUUUGAUAUUAUUAAGUUAUAUUUGUUAUUAAUUUAGAUUUACGUGAAAUCUACAUUUUGGCAGAUACUUCUGGGGAAAAUUUGUAUAUUAUUCGUUGAUUAUGUGGCUCAUCAAAAACAUUGUCUAACCAAACUUAAUCAGACAUCCUGUUUAUUAUCUUAACUAAACUUAUACAGUUUGUAACUGUUCUUCUGUUUAUCAUUCGGUAUAAGAAAGGUUAGGUAUAACAGGUGUUAUAAUCGGUAUUGUGACUUGCAUACAAAAUUGUAUGAAAUUCAUUUGUAAUUAUCUGACUAGUUUUUUGCUUAAUUAAAAUUGAUAUAAAAAUUUCAUAUAUUAACAAGGAAUUAAUAUAUUUCAAUCAAAACUGUUUAUUUUCUAAACAAUGAUAGUUAUUUGGAAACUAUCUGCCUCUAAAUGUUACGUGCACAAUAGUUCUAAAGCUCUGACGUGGGUCCAAAAUAUUGAUCUAAUAAUAAGAGACAAGAAAAUCUUUACUUACGGUGCCUCGAUAGCACGUGGCACGAUGUAAAGAUUUUACCCAUUCUUGACGUAUGCGAUAUAUGAUGUCCUCACUGCCAAACGUACCACUCUGUAUAAGAUAGAAAGACAAAAAUCGUGCUUGUGCUAAAAAAAAGGAAACAAUGCGAGCUGACUUCGCUCGCGUUACCAUGGAAUGGAACUCGACUGAUUAGUGUAUGCGUGCGCUAAUUUUACUACUCAGAACAAAUCGUCUCAGCUGCUAUAAGUAUUUAAUUCUUAAGAAGUGUGAUUAUUUUUUUUACACGAAAAUAUAUAUUUUCCGGUAUUAUAUGAAAUGCUCGCUGCGAUGUAUCUCAGUGACUCGAUCCGAUUGACGAAGGAAGUAGUCUGAUAUAUUGUAUAUAUGGAUACACAUACGCCAUAUUAUACGUGAUAGUUUAAUUGAUUUUUGUAGACGAAAACAAUUGUCAGAUGGGAUACUGAGAUAGUCAUUAGCACAUGGAGACUGAUGCUUUUCAUAUAGGUAAAAUAUAUAUUUAUAUAUAUAUACAUAUAUUAUUUAGAUUAGAGUUCUCAUGCAGUAUAUUAUACGUAAGUUGUGCCUGUGUAAAGUGUGUGAAUGUAUUGUACCUGAGUAUGUGAGAGAAAUUAUGAAUAUUGGAGUGCGUGUAAUUAUAAGAAUGAAUGAGAGAAAAAGGAGAACGAGUGUGAGAAUAAGAGUGAAA